UCUUGCCUCCCCUAGGGAAGCCAGCCAAGGACUCCCUACAGUCCAGCCCCCGGGGCAGCUAACUGCUGGCUGGCCCUGGGGGCUGAUGGGGGGAGCUGUUGCUUCCACAGUGGCAUUCUCUGCCUCCUCCCAGAACAGGCUCCAGGUUGGCUCUUGGAAGGUCUUGGCUAGAAAACUGCAUCGGCUGCCUCGCCUGCUCUGGACCUCCCAGAGAUGCUCAGCCAGCAUCUUCAAGGCCUCACAAUUGCAGGUGGAGCUAUGCCAGACCCAGCGGAGGAAGCCAGGCAGCGGGGAAUCCCUGAUCUUUGGGAAACAGUUCACAGACCACAUGUUGACUGUGGAGUGGAGUAGCGAGGAGGGCUGGGGUGCGCCCUGCAUCCGGCCCUUUGGGAGCCUCACGCUACACCCAGCCUGCUCAGCCCUUCACUACGGCAUCGAACUCUUUGAAGGCCUGAAGGCUUUCCGAGGAAAGGACCAGAGAGUGUGCCUCUUCCGCCCCUGGCUCAACAUGGACCGCAUGCUGCGCUCCACCUCACGGCUCUGCCUCCCGGCCUUUGACACACUGGAACUUUUGGAAUGUGUCCGCCGCCUAGUGGAGAUUGAUGAGCAGUGGGUGCCCAGCGGGAAGGAAAGGAAGGCUAGCCUCUACAUCCGGCCCACGUUCAUCGGCAAUGAGUCGAGUCUGGGCGUCCAGCCUUCCACGAAAGCCCUGCUGUACGUCAUCCUGAGUCCCGUGGGCGCUUAUUUCUCUGAGGAGUCCUUAACACCCGUCUCGCUGCUGGCCGACCCCCGCUUUGUCCGAGCCUGGAUCGGCGGGGUUGGUGACUGCAAGCUGGGAGGGAAUUACGGGCCAACGGUGUUCGUGCAGCAGGCCGCCAUCCGAGAGGGUUGUGAGCAAGUCUUGUGGCUUUACGGUCCAGAUCAGCUGCUCACUGAGAUAGGGACCAUGAACAUCUUCAUCUUCUGGACCCACAAAGAUGGCGUGCUCGAGCUAGUGACCCCCCCACUGGACGGAAUCAUUCUCCCAGGGGUGAUUCGGCGUAGCCUGUUGGACCUGGCCCGGACGUGGGGGGAGUUUCGAGUGUCUGAGCGCUCGGUGAGCAUGUCGGAGCUGCUGCUGGCCCUUCGCGAGAAGCGCGUGCGGGAGAUCUUUGGCUCAGGCACGGCGUGCCAGGUGUGCCCCGUGCAUCGCAUCCUAUACCAGGGUGAGCACCUCCACAUUCCCACCAUGGAGAACGGGCCUAACCUCACCCUAAGAUUCCAUAAGGCGUUGUGUGACAUCCAGUAUGGAGAUGGCAGUCACGAGUGGAUGUUCCCUGUGUGACUGGAGGCCAGAUCAGGUUCUACCUGCUGUCUGUACUGCCAUCCCCCCACCUCAACCAAAGAUUCCAAGUGCAAAAUAGCUCUCCAGCCAGGUGGUCUGGGAGGCCUGGGUCCCUGCAGCCCCCAAGCCAAGCUACACUCCCAAAGCCAUAUGGGCCAGGGUCCAGGCACCCGGCCCCAUUCCUCCAGCCCUCAGGGAGCCCCACACUCUGUUCCUCACCAGCUUCAGCGGACAGGGCCCGGAUGAUGUCAGAAGAGGACCCCUCCUCUGACCCUCCAGCCCCCUAAGCCUAUCUGAGGCUGCAGUUAAUUUUUUUUCCCAGCAUUUUCCAAAUAAAAAACCAAAGGAUAA
Vombatus ursinus (common wombat) is the source of this 1675-nucleotide messenger RNA. RefSeq names its product branched chain amino acid transaminase 2 (gene BCAT2). Lineage: Eukaryota; Metazoa; Chordata; Mammalia; Diprotodontia; Vombatidae. Bases 86 to 1324 code for a protein of 412 amino acids. Gene Ontology annotation, biological process: L-valine biosynthetic process; L-leucine biosynthetic process. The record is from RefSeq and is a predicted model, not a curated record. Gene Ontology annotation, molecular function: branched-chain-amino-acid:2-oxoglutarate transaminase activity. Gene Ontology annotation, cellular component: mitochondrion. The transcript has 11 exons.